Heterocephalus glaber (naked mole-rat) is the source of this 2919-nucleotide messenger RNA. RefSeq names its product interleukin 20 receptor subunit beta (gene Il20rb). NCBI's taxonomy places the organism in Eukaryota, Metazoa, Chordata, Mammalia, Rodentia, Bathyergidae. The record is from RefSeq and is a predicted model, not a curated record. Gene Ontology annotation, biological process: cytokine-mediated signaling pathway. Gene Ontology annotation, molecular function: cytokine receptor activity; interleukin-20 binding. Gene Ontology annotation, cellular component: plasma membrane.
AUGGACAAGGAUUUCAUCAAACUGGCUGUAGUGGUGCAGUGCCUACUGGAGAGGGGCCCGGAAUUGAAAAGAGUGGAUUCAUCAUUCAAGAGUAAGGACACCCUCUCCAACCUAACAGAUCCUGUGCUACAGAGAUUUCCCCUGGGUAGAUUCUCAAGCUCCCCAGAGUUGCCUUCUUCUAAGCCACUCCCUUGCUGCAAUAUCUGGGUUUGGGUGGAAAGGAGGGUGCUGCACAGCCCGGCCCUUCUGUGCUAUUUGGGCCGACUCCUCUUUUCAGAACAAAACUGCAACUCGGACCUCAGCUCCAACAUCUGCGAUCUGAAGCAUGAUGGCUGGACUGUAAAAGGAAACAAUGUUCCAGGUCAAACUAAGUCUGUCAAACAGACCCUCACAGUGGUUCUAAAAGGCGUCUGGACAAGUCUUAUCAUGUGGCUUUUCUACUCCCUGAUUCCAUGUUUGCUGACAGGUGAAGUAGCAGCUCUGCCUGCCCCUCAGAACCUCUCUGUACACUCAACCAACAUGAAGCAUCUCUUGAUGUGGAGCCCGGUGGUCCUGGCUGAAGAAACAGUGUACUAUUCUGUCGAGUACCAGGGGGAGUAUGAGAGCUUAUACACAAGCCACAUCUGGAUCCCCAGCAAAUGGUGCUCACUCACUGAAGGUCCUGAGUGUGAUGUCUCUGAUGACAUCACUGCCACAGUCCCAUACAACCUCCGUGUCAGGGCCAUCUUGGGCUCACAGACUUCAGCCUGGAGCAUCCUGGAGGAGCCCUUUAAUCGAAACUCAACCAUCCUUACCCUGCCUGGGAUGAAGGUCUCCAAGGACGGCUUCCACCUGGUUAUUGAGCUGGAAGACCUGGGACCCCAGUUUGAGUUCCUUGUGGUCUACUGGAGGAAGGAGCUGGUCACCAAGGAACAUGACAAAGUGGUGAGGAGGGGGGGCAUUCCUGUGCCCCUCGAAACCAUGGAGCCAGGGGCCCCAUACUGCGUAAAGGCCCAGGCGCUGGUGAAGGCCAUUGGGAGGAACAGUGCCUUCAGCCAGGAAGAGUGUGUGGAGGUGCAAGGAGAAGCUCUUCCCCUGAUGCUGGCCCUGUUUGCCUUUGUUGGCUUCAUGCUGAUCCUCGUGGUUGUGCCACUGUCCAUCUGGAAGAUGGGCCGGCUGCUCCAGUACUCCUGUUGCCCCAUGGUGGUCCUCCCAGACACCUUGAAAAUAACCAACUCACCACAGAAGUUAAUCAGCUGCAGAAGGGAAGAGGUGGAUGCCUGUGCCCUGGAGGUACUGUCUUCUGAGGAGCUCUUCCGGGCGUGGAUCUAGCAGCCUUGGGAAAGGGCCUGGCUGUCAGGAGCUGACAACUUGAUCUCACGACACAGGACUCAAGAAGGGGAGCUGUGUUUCUUUCCUUCAUGGACAAAGGAUGGGAGAAUUGAGGCGCACCUGCUUACCUGCCUGUCUGUGCCUAGAAGCAACUGUCUGGGGCAGAGAGCUUUGGUGGGCAGAACACUGACCAGGGGUCAGGCGGUGUGACCUCUGCCAUUCUGCAGAUGAGUGACUCUGGGGAGAGAGAUUAAUCCCUCUGUGCCUCAAUUUUCUUGUCUGUAAUGGGGAUUAACAGCACACCUGUCAGAUGCUCUCUGUCUUCGACUGUGCUUACACAUACACCUGGCUCCUGCAGGGCUGAGGGGAAGCUAGGAGCCCUGGACACUGCCAUAGACUCAGCUCCUCUGGAGAGCAGGAUGCAAUGUGUAAUGAGAGUGAUCAAGGCCCGCCCUGAAGAGGAAAGGGAGAAUGGGAGCAAGUGCUGGUUCUACUUCAAGCCCAGUGCUUGUGCCCAGGUGGUGGCACUUAACAAACUCCACAGCAUGUGACCAUGAUGAAGACCCCAGCCCCGCUGAACACAGGAUGUGUACAAACACUGAGCCGUGGAACACCAUGGGCUGGGGUCGUGUGUACACACUGAGGUCAGAAGGUAAAAUGUGCACAACUCGAUGGGAGCACAGAAUUACAUCAGCAACAGGUGCAACCCUUGCUGUGCCCCUUUGUCCUGCGGAGUUGCUAAAGGGCAGAGUUGAAAUGAAAUGGGAUCUCCCCAGGUAAUCCUUUUGGUUCAUGGAAAAGAGUGAUCCCCAGGGAUUUAGUUACAUUGUCAGCCUUGAGUCCAGAAAAACCAAAAGGACACCUUUGAGAAGGAGAGUGGGGUGACCCUGGGUAGCAGCUGGAGCAAGGGAGGAGCAGUCUGAGUCCUCUGCAAUAGCCACACCCUGGGAGUCCACAGCCACCGGCUGCCUGGGGUCGGGGUGGGGGGCAGCCUCAGUGCACAAGAACCCCAACUUUGCUGCUUAUCUGCUUCUCCUGGCCAGGGUGCUCCUGGGUGCUUUCUGGAGGCCUCUGUCCACAGGAAAUCCACGGGGACCCUCUUUUCCUAAAACAGCUCGCUCAGGGAUCCUCAGCUCCUUCCAGGCUGUUCAUCCCAAGCCCAGUUCUGGAAGCUCUGCCCAUUUCUCUUCCCGUCAGCUGAAGAAGAGCCACCAUCAGAGAAGGAAUGGAAGGAGGAGUUUCUUGAGGGAUGAGAGACUGAUGAGCAAGGCCUGCACCUUGUUUUUUAGCCCCGACCCCUCCCAGCUCAGGAGCUUCUGCACUGGUUUGUCCCCACUGCCACUUCCUGCAUUCUUUCAACCAGCCUGUGGUGGAGACAGCUAACUGCUUCAGCUAGGCGUUUCCUUCUUGGAGACAGAGGCCAGCCACCCUAGCUCCACCAGGUGGAGUCUCGAUAGACAAAGGGAAGACUCUCUCCCAGGUUAGGAGAUUGCUGAAGAUCUUGCCGUUGUACCAUUUUGUAUGUUUCUGUGUUAAUUUUUUUAUGAAGAGUGUGUGAAUUUCACCUGAACUGGAAACAUAUGUUCAGUUUGCAAAAAUAAAGACUAU